AUGUCAGGUACUAAUAGUCAGAUUUCCUACACGUUCAAUAAUGGUAAUGAUGGCAAUGGAGCUUUUGUCAUUGAUGAAACCUCAGGCAUCAUCCGUACAGCAGUCCGUCUCGAUCGCGAGGCCAAAGCAGAGUACAACUUAGUUGCCUUUGCUGUGGAUGGGGGUCGUCCCACUCACCGCGAAUCUGUGCAGAUCACUGUCAGGCUGCGUGAUGAGAAUGACAACCCACCUGAGUUUCUUCAGGAGGAGAUGGAUGUGUACAUCGCAGAGAACCGUAACCCUGGUGAACUGGUCUCCACCAUCAUUGCGAAUGACCCGGAUGAGGGCUACAACGCAAUCAUCCAUUACUCCCUGAUUGAAGGUGACCUGGACUUCUUUGAGAUUGACAGCCGAUCAGGGGAACUGACAACCCUGAUUGAGCUGGACUAUGAAGCCAGGAAUGAGUACCAAGUAACCGUCAAGGCCACUUCGACACCCUUCUUCAGGUUGGCUACAGUCAACAUCCAUGUUGAGGACCAGAACGACAACAGUCCCAUCCUAGAAGACUUUGAGAUCUUCUUCAACAACUAUGAGGGAUUCUUCCCAGAAGGUGACAUUGGACAGGUUCCUGCUCAUGACCCGGAUGUGUCAGACACCCUCCAGUACCUGAUCGUGAGGGGGAAUGCAAAUAACCACCUAAUCCUGAAUGGUACUACAGGGGGCAUCAGACUCAAUCCCAGUCUGAAGGAUAUUGACAUUCCGCAGAGAAUGGAGAUGUGGAUACAAGUGUCAGAUGGCCUGAAUGCUAUGAUGGCACAGUGCACCUUCCGUCUAACAAUGGUCACUGAUAACAUGCUAAUGAGCAGUAUCACUGUCCAACUGGAGGACACAAACUCCCAGGAAUUCCUUUCCCCAAAGAUCAAUCGUUUCAUCGAUGCCCUGUCCAACAUCAUCCCCACACAACGCAACCUGGUGUAUGUUUUCAGUGUCAAGAACCACGACAUUGUGAGUGACCCACCCAUCCUUAAUGUCUCCUUUGCCGCCCAGCACCAAGACGGCACCUUCUUCACUUCCCAGUACCUCCAGGAGCGAGUCUACCUGAUGCGGUCUACCCUCUCCGAAGUUUCCACGGCAAAGGUGUUGCCCUUUGGUGACAACCUCUGCCUUUACGAAGUUUGCAGUGGUGAAAAAAUUUACUCCCGGUGUCUCUCCCCGCUCUCCUUCUGGAGUUCAUCAGGCUUCAUUGCGACCCAGACCGUCAUCUUUCGUUCCAUCCAUCCUGAGACUCUGUACAGGUGUGAGUGCCCACCAGGAUUCACAGGCAACUAUUGCACAACAGAGAUCAACUAUUGCUACUCUAAUCCUUGUGGUAGCAAUGGGCAGUGCAUCCAGAAAGAAGCUGGAUAUACCUGCGUGUGCAAUGAUAACUUUGCAGGCCCAAACUGUGAGAUCGACUUCAAGAAUGGUCGAUGUACCGACAACCUGUGUAAGAACGGCGGCCUGUGUAGGAACUUCCUACUGGGGGGCUUUGAGUGUGUCUGUCCAGGAGAUGAUUAUGAUGGGGAUCUGUGCGAGAUUCGGACAAGGAACUUCCCUGAAAACGCCUUCCUGAUGUUCCGGUCGUUAAAUAGGAGGGUCCGAUUCCAGAUGUCAUUAAGUUUUGCCACCAAGGUGGAUAACGGUCUUCUGUUCUACAACGGCCGCUAUAACCAGAAGCAUGAUUUCAUUGCGCUGGAGAUAGUCAACAGGCAGGUGCGAUUCCUGUUCUCGGCGGGCGAGGUGACCAGUGUAGUGACCGCAUCUAUCCUUGGUGGCGUUAGCAAUGGGGAAUGGCAUAAAGUUGUUGUGGAUUACCACGAACGGAUGGCAACAUUAAUUUUGGAUGACUGCAAUGCGGCUGUGGCUUUGCAUCAUGGUGAACAGUUGGGCAAUUAUUCCUGUGCAGCCUCAGUCUUGCAAGGCGGCCAGCUGAAGUAAGUUUUGGAUUUCUUUUCACACCCCAUUCC
Messenger RNA from Acanthaster planci (crown-of-thorns starfish), 1985 nucleotides. Its product is annotated as cadherin EGF LAG seven-pass G-type receptor 2-like. Gene Ontology annotation, cellular component: plasma membrane. The record is from RefSeq and is a predicted model, not a curated record. Gene Ontology annotation, molecular function: G protein-coupled receptor activity; calcium ion binding. Lineage: Eukaryota; Metazoa; Echinodermata; Asteroidea; Valvatida; Acanthasteridae. Gene Ontology annotation, biological process: homophilic cell-cell adhesion; G protein-coupled receptor signaling pathway; cell surface receptor signaling pathway.